Messenger RNA from Laccaria bicolor S238N-H82, 1374 nucleotides. RefSeq lists its product as uncharacterized. NCBI's taxonomy places the organism in Eukaryota, Fungi, Basidiomycota, Agaricomycetes, Agaricales, Hydnangiaceae. Bases 1 to 1374 code for a protein of 457 amino acids. Gene Ontology annotation, cellular component: extrinsic component of membrane; cytosol; phagophore assembly site membrane. The transcript has 4 exons. Gene Ontology annotation, biological process: nucleophagy; protein localization to phagophore assembly site; autophagy of mitochondrion. Gene Ontology annotation, molecular function: phosphatidylinositol-3-phosphate binding; protein binding; phosphatidylinositol-3,5-bisphosphate binding. The record is from RefSeq and is a predicted model, not a curated record.
AUGAAUCUUGCAAGACACUCCAUCUCGUCUACGAACCCCAUCCAUAUCCUCGACACUCACUUUGACCCAGAUUGUAAGAUCUUCACAGCUUCAACACCUGAAGGAUUCGCGAUAUAUCGCACUUGGCCUCUCAAACUCCUUCAGAAACAUGAGUUAACCGGUGGGACACUCGCUGCUGCCUUUCCUUUGCAUACGACCAAUCUGCUCUUCCUCUUGGGUGGUGGUAGGAGUCCACUCUAUCCUCCAAACAAAGUGAUCGUGUGGGACGAUGCGCUUGGCAAGGAAGUCGCAGAACUGGAGUUCAGGGAGCGAGUUCGGGGGCUCACAUGUAGACGUGGUUGGCUUGCCGUUGCAUUGCGACGAAGAGUCGUUGUCUUUCAAGUCGGUGAACAGUUUAAGCGACACGCGGAAUGGGAUACUUGCGAUAACCCACGAGGUCUUCUUGCAAUUGCAACGGCCCCUUUCUCGACACUGCUGGCGAUUGCUGGGCGUCAAACAGGCCACGUCCAACUAAUCCAUCUACCCCCAUGUCCUCCGCCUGUCACGAAGGGUCCGCCGUCUUCAUCGCCACCACGGAGACCACCACCACCACCCACGAAACAUCCAGUAUCCAUUAUUGUCGCUCAUACAACGGCGUUGACAACGUUGACGUUACCUCCAUCAGGCCGUCUUCUUGCUACGACGUCUUCCCGUGGGACCCUUGUACGAAUAUGGGAUUCAUACACUGGCAAGCUUGUCCGGGAAUUACGCAGGGGAACGGAUAAGGCUGAAAUUUACGGUGUUGCAUUUCGACCUGAUGAGGAAGAACUCUGUGUUUGGAGCGACAAAGGAACCGUGCAUAUUUUUACUCUUGUGGUAUCGGGUGCCUCGAACCGACAAUCAACGUUCUCACCGCUGACACCGUUUCUACCCCUCCCUAAAUACUUCGAGUCCGAGUGGUCGUACGCACAGUACCGAAUACCCGUGCAAUCGUCACACAUAUCAUUAUCGUCAGCGUCGCGAUCAUCCGCAGCUGAUCUUCCAGACGAGGAACGAUGCGUUGUUGGUUGGAUUGAUGUUUCCACCGAAGACAAACCCACUCCGACCCGUGCACCUGAAUAUCAACUCAUUGCUUUGACCUACACAGGCGGAUGGUAUCGUUUGUCCCUCCCGCCGGCUAAGAAGUCAUCAUCUUCUACUGGGGCCAGCCCACUCGCCGGCAGCUCGCCUCCAAGGUCCGCACCCUUGGUACGACCGCGAACAUCUAGCGCCUCGUCGACAAUCAGCCGUUUGGACAAAGGGAAGGAGAAGGAGCGAGACAAGAAGGAGAAGGACACUACGAAUUGCAUUUUGGAGGAAUAUCGCAAGUUUGGUAGGUGGGAUGGCUGGGGCUAG